CAUACAUAAUACACCCAAGAUGGAAGAUACUAUUUCCGACAAGGUCGAUAAAAGGAGAGGAAUAUGUAGUCCGGUGAGUACGUCAGCGGUCACAAGCAGUACUGGUGCUCCGGUCAAGUCGAACAUGAGUGGUGGAUGGUGUAAAGGCCUAAGUGACUGUUUAAUUUUGGGGCCUAAAGUCUCACGCAACAGAAAACAUGUUCAAACAUCGCAAUAUCACCACCUUCACCAGGAAAAGGUAAAAGAAAGGGAGAAGGAAUUAGAGAAGCAGAAAGAGAUGAAGGAGAUGUACAAAAUGAGACUUGAAAGGACACAAAAUUAUUUGAGGUAUUGUCUUCAGGUGGCACAAGGUAAUGGUUUUCUGGACUUGAUCAUCAACAACAACAACAAAGAAAAAGAACAAGAGGCAGCUGCAGCAGCCAGUAGUACUACUACUACUAUUCUCCAUGCCACUGCCAGUCCCCAAACACCACCCCAACAGCAACCCCACUCUGAUAUAACCUACCUAAUUCACCAAGCCAAGUUGAAUGGUUGGUAUAUUGAACCUCACGAGAUUGAAGUGGAAGAGGAAGUGGCUAAAGGAAGCACAGCAAAUAUAUACAGAGGAAGAUGGAGGGGACACGAAGUUGCUGUGAAAUGCAUAUUGCCUGAGUUCUUUCUCUGCAAUGACAAUGGUGUCAGCUUCUUUGCCCAAGAGGUUGAGACACUAUCGAGGCAACGACACCGCUUCGUGCUGCAGCUGAUGGGGGCAUGCCUUGAUCCUCCACACCAUGGAUGGAUAGUGACAGAGUUAUUAGCCAUGACACUAAAAGAUUGGCUACAUGGUCCUGGUAAAAGAAGUAAACAAAGAGGUGUUCCUCUUCCACUUAUUGAAGAAAGACUUGCUAAAGCUUUGGAGAUUUCACAGGGCAUGCAGUAUCUUCAUGAGCAUAAGCCCAUGGUGAUUCAUCGUGAUCUCAAACCUAGUAACAUUUUCUUGGAUGAUUCAAUGCAUGUUAGGAUUGCAGAUUUUGGACAUGCUAGGUUCUUGAACGAUGAUGAAAAGGCUUUAACUGGAGAAACAGGAACAUAUGUAUACAUGGCACCAGAAGUGAUUCGUUCAGAACCUUAUGAUGAAAAAUCAGAUGUCUAUAGUUUUGGCAUUAUUCUCAACGAGCUACUUACUGGAAAAUAUCCUUAUAUUGAAACUCAUUAUGGUCCUUCUAAAAUUGCUUUGGAAGUUGUAGAAAUUGGAUUAAGACCACAACUUGUGGAGCAGAAUGAGCGAUUUGAAGAGCUAACACAACUCAUACAACUCUCAUGGCAUGAAGAUGUUGCACUUAGACCUUCUUUUAGAAUUAUAACAUCUACUCUCACAAAGAUUCUCGAUAAAAUAACACAAAAUAGCAUUUAGAUAAUGCUUUUUUUAACGAAAAAAUGCUUUGUUUUCACUCUGAACUAUACACGAAAUUGUUGAGAUACAUUCGAACUUUAGGAAGAUCUUAUUACCCCGACUAAUUAAAACCAUAUUUUUGACAACCUUAGUGCCUACGUGGCACAUC
Messenger RNA from Capsicum annuum, 1541 nucleotides. RefSeq names its product serine/threonine-protein kinase STY17. NCBI's taxonomy places the organism in Eukaryota, Viridiplantae, Streptophyta, Magnoliopsida, Solanales, Solanaceae. Gene Ontology annotation, biological process: protein phosphorylation. The record is from RefSeq and is a predicted model, not a curated record. Bases 20 to 1393 code for a protein of 457 amino acids. Gene Ontology annotation, molecular function: ATP binding; protein kinase activity. The transcript has 5 exons.